CACAGACACUCACUCACACUCACACGCACGUAGUUAUGACUGAGGGUAGGAAACGAGCGAGUAGUGCAGUCCCCUAGCACCGCAAGCUCGGAUACUGGAGAGUUGUGUCCACAUGUCGCUGAUUGCUCAUGUUAUGUAGGUAUGUCAGUAUGCACAAUCCCAUCAGCUCAGUCCCUCCAAUACUGGCAGAUAACUGCAAGAACAUUCAUACCACUUCCCCGCCCUUCAAGGUACAGUGUACUUUUUACCACCUGAGUAACCCUGGGAACAUGUACUCCAGGAUGAGGACAGUACGAUGGAUUCUCGUCUUGGCUACCGCUUUCUGUGUGUUAUUGACAGUCCAUAUAUACAGAGAAAAGCCACAAUGCACCAGAACUGUGUCCACACCACAAGGUAUGGACAGCACCUACAGACGUCUGGUGGACCUGGACACGGUGCAUGUCGCCAUCUUUGCUGAUGAGAAGUUGUUUCCUGGCGUUGUCACACUGACCAACAGCAUCGUCUCCAACACUGCCUCGCCCGUCACCUUUCACUUUGUCACCUUUCCGUCAAACGCUACACGCCUCAGGUUGUGGAUCACCGGAAGCAAGCUCAGAAACAUUACUUUUGAAAUCGUCGAGCUUCCCAUCAACGCUCUGGAGGGUAAAUACCGCUCUCGCAGCCCUCGCAAGGAGCUGAGCAGUCCUCUUAAUUUUGCUCGGUUUUACCUGCAAAGUCUUUUUCCCACUGUCGGAAAAAUCAUCUACAUCGACUCCGACUGCCUGGUGCUAGGGAAUAUCAAAGAACUGUACAACAUCCAACUGAGCAGUGACCAUCCGGUGUCUCUUUUGCGUAUAUGCGACUUAAGAAGAGAUAAGUUUUCGGAUAUCAAGAAUCUGCUCAACUUCAGCAACCCUGAUGUCAUCAAAGCCUCCAUUUCCUCAGACGCUGCAUCCUCAACAAUGGGUCUUUGUCGCUGAUCUCAUUGCUUGGGAUCAACUGAACAUCUCUCAACAGCUGGAGUACUGGAUGACCUCAACACCAGGUACAGCAUCCAGUGCUUGUAGUCGCCAUGCUGUCGAGCCCACACCUACCUGUUCUUUAUGCUUUUAUGUUUUACGUUCGGAGUUAAGCUUUUCACCGACAGACUGAUACUUUGAUUAGGUUUUGAUUAACCUUGAGGUUAAAGAAAAAUAUUAGAAAUAAAAUUAUUGUAGAAGUUGUGAGCUGUACUGUUCGUCCGCUUGCAGCCAGCGUUUCUUCGUCUUGUGAUAUUUCGAUUAGAUCAUAUUCCUUCGUUGACAUAAGUUGACGAAGAAGUGAGCACUUAAAGAAUUGUGUUACGGUGCAUCAAAUAGCCGAUGUUCUCUGAUGUUAAAACAGAUCAGCCAUCUUCCGCGCAGGCGAUGUAGGGAGUGGUUCACAGGCUCCCAUGAACAUGGUCUUCCAUAACAGAAACACCCCUCUUCCCCCUGAGUGGAACA
Molecule: messenger RNA, 1463 nt
Organism: Pomacea canaliculata
Lineage: Eukaryota; Metazoa; Mollusca; Gastropoda; Architaenioglossa; Ampullariidae
Product: glycosyltransferase 8 domain-containing protein 2-like
Exons: 7
Coding region: 129-959 (276 amino acids)
Cellular component (GO): Golgi apparatus
Molecular function (GO): glycosyltransferase activity
Source: RefSeq, a predicted model, not a curated record